AUGUAGUCAAUUGAAGAUCAAAUAAAAUCUUGUAUGUCUAUGGGGAAUCUAACGCAGGACAUUACACUAGAAUUACGUACAGAAGAGUAAUCAGAAUCAGCAGAAUAAUAAAUCUAAAUGCAAUAAGAAUGGAAUUAGGAUCAAGGGGAAUUUAAACAAAAUCAAUAAUAACUUUAAUAGCAAGAUAUCAAUCAGAUCUAGGAGCAAGUCUGGAAUUGCCCCAUUUUUAAUUCGGCAGCCAUAACUAAAGAACUAUAUCAAAACCUAAGUGAAACCUAUGAUCUUUUAAAUAAACUUCACUUGAAGGCUAUUGAUUUGACCAAAAAAUUUAAUGCCGUAGCCAAUUUCCUUCCCAGAUUUUUCUAAGCUAUAAAGAUCACAUUUAUUGGAAUCUUAUAAUUAGAACAAAUUGGACUUAUCACAAAUGAUAAGGACAUCAUGAGUAAAUCAAUCAAUGAAGAAUAUAACAUAAAUGUGAAUAAAAAGAAAUUCAAUGAAAAGUCUGUGUGCAUAUUGUUGGAAUUCGCAAUCACUCAUAUUCUAUCAUAAAUUUUAGUAUUGUUUGAAACCAUCGAAGUGAGAAGAGAGAAAUAAGAGUUAAGACAAUUAGUAAUUUACUUAUCUAAAUUGCAAACCUGUCUUGAACAAUUGCCAGGAGCUGCAAAUUUGGAUAUCAAUGAUAUAUUUUGCUUCGAUAGAGGACACUAUAGAUGGUAAAGUUUAAAUAGUAUUACUCAGGAAGUCCUAUUGGGUUCAAGAGAAUAAAUAUCAAAAUCUUAUGGGAAAGUGGCUGAAGGUAUAUUGUUGGCCAAUGCCAUGAUUUCAAAGGGAUCUGAGUUUAGUAAUGAGGCUGCUAAGAAUGUGAUGUAAGGAUUUGGAGCAUUGUAUUAUUUGGUAGCCAAAAAGGAUGCCAAAUUGAAGGCUGAUCAUUUUAUGGCUGAACCAAAUAAGAAUCUGGCAUUUAAAGCUUGGAAUUUGGGAGAAAGCGGUUUUCUUAGUAAAUUAUUACCACUUCUCUUUCCCAUGAUUACUUAUAACAAAAAGAUUUAUAUCCCAUAACUCUUUAAAAGGUUAGUAGAAGACAACAUACUUCGAUAAUACAAGGAAAACAACAUUAAUCACAUUUAAAAUGAUUGUGGAGAAUGUGUAAAUACAAACUUACCAAAGAGUCCAGAGUUAUUUACUAAAAAUAAGGAAAGAAUACCUGUUAGAAUCUUAUGUCAUUAUAAUCUACAAGAGAUCCAAACUGACAGUUUUGUAUAGCACUCUCUAAAGCUGAUACAAGGGUAAAAAGUAUUUGACAGGAUAAUUAUUCAUAUCCAUGGAGGAGGAUUUGUGAGUAUGUCAUCCAGAUCACAUUAAACAUACACUAGAAAAUGGGCUAAAAAUUUAUAAGUGCCAAUAUUUUCGAUCGACUACAGAAAGGCUCCAGAGAGUCCUUAUCCCUUUGGUUUAGAUGAUUGCUGGUAGGCCUAUAUGUUCAUAAUGAACUACAUUGAUAAGUAUUUCAAUGUUAAGCCAAAGAAGGUUGUCUUAGUUGGUGAUAGUGCUGGUGGUAAUUUAGUGGCUGCUUUGACGGUUUAAAUCAUUAAAUCUGGGGCAAGAAUCCCCGAUGGCAUUUUAAUGGCAUAUCCUGCAUUAUGUUUGGAUAUCAAGCAAUUUACUCCCAGUUUACUGAUUUCAUUAAAUGACCCAUUAUUGCACCAUACUGUAUUGAAACUGUGUAUAUCAUCUUAUGUUCCAUAACAAUUUGAUGCAGCAUCAGAUCCCUUGAUGUCACCAUCAAUUGCAAGUGAUGAAAUUCUUUCAAGAUUUCCUAAAACUAGAAUUGUCUUAGGUACUAAUGACCCAUUGCAUGAUGAGAGUUUUAGAUUAGCCAAUAAAUUACUGAAAUUAGGAAAAGACAUUAAAAUUACUGAGUAUAAAUGGAUGCCUCAUGGAUUCUUAUAAUUUGAUGUUGUUUAAGGAAUGAAGGAAUCUGAACAAACAGUUCUUGACGCUCAAAAUAUUCUUCAAGAUCUACUCACCUGUUGA
Paramecium tetraurelia is the source of this 2034-nucleotide messenger RNA. RefSeq lists its product as uncharacterized. The record is from RefSeq and is a predicted model, not a curated record. Gene Ontology annotation, molecular function: sterol ester esterase activity; triacylglycerol lipase activity. Lineage: Eukaryota; Ciliophora; Oligohymenophorea; Peniculida; Parameciidae. The transcript has a single exon. Gene Ontology annotation, biological process: triglyceride catabolic process. Gene Ontology annotation, cellular component: cytosol.